Molecule: messenger RNA, 1651 nt
Organism: Magnolia sinica
Lineage: Eukaryota; Viridiplantae; Streptophyta; Magnoliopsida; Magnoliales; Magnoliaceae
Exons: 2
Coding region: 215-652 (145 amino acids)
Source: RefSeq, a predicted model, not a curated record
CAUCAUUCCAUCGCCCAUGAUGCAAACCACACCUCUCUCUCUCUCUCUCUCUCUACAAAUGACUAAAAUUACAGUAUCAUGGAAAAGCAAAUGAGCAUAAGAAGAAGGAGAAGAAGAGAUUCUCACUCCAUCUCCUCUCUUUCCAUUCUCUCCAUUACUCUUCUUUAAAGUCUACAUAACGUUUACAGAUUUUCCGACGAGAGCGAGAAGAGAGAUGGAAGAGAACGGGUGGGGUUUGGCGCCAUCAGGGGCCCCACCACUGAUGAUGCAACGGGAAGAGGAGCGGUGGAGGCAUUUCGAUAACUCCGUGAAUGCGGUUUCCUUCGGAUUCGUGGCUACCGCGAUCUUGAUCUCCAUGUUCCUGGUGAUGGCCAUCUUCGAGAGGUUUCUACGGCCGAGAUCGACUGAUGGGAGAGGGGGAGGGAGAAAUGCUGCUGGGGAUUUGGAACGUGGGACGGGAGUUUCUUCCAAGGUUGGGGUACGAUCUCCCAAUAUGUCCAUCUAUGCCAAAGGUGUUUCGGUGCUAAUGCCCGGCCAAGAUGUCCCUACAUUCAUCGCACACCCGGCUCCCCCACCAUGCCCACCGGAGCGGAUCUCAUGGCCUCAUCAUCAACAAAGCACAUUCAGCCACCCUACAUCAAAUCCACAUUAAAUACCAUAUCAACUGUAACUAUUGAGCUGCUCUUCCUCAAGCUCGAGUUUGAUAUCAUUGAACCUGCCAUCCAGAAAUACCACAAACCAAUCCAGUGUACCUGAUCAGAAACCUUACCACUAAUUCGAGUUAGAAGACAUACCUAAAGCACCUAUUACAACCACUCAUCUGUAAAAUUCAGUGACUGCCCCAAUAUAAAUUCUACAAAUUCUUGGAUCCAAGCUGUUCAUCAGGUGGGGCCUAUUGUUUAUGGCCUGGUGUAGAAAUCAGGCUGGUCCAUUCUUGCCUGUGGGUCACACUAAAAAAAAAAAGUCCAGCUAAAAAGAACUGAGCAACAGGGUACUAGACAUGUGGCUCACUUGAUGACCACACGCAGAUGUUGGUGCCCAGCUGAUGAACAGCUUGGAUCUUGGUCAUGCUCAUGAGUAGCCAUAGCAGUACCUUGAAAGAAAGCAGCAGCAAGUUUACAUAGUUCGAGAUCAUUUAAUAGCGCCCAUACGUCAGCUAUAUACAAAUCAAAGCAACCCAUUGACAAACCCAAUCCCGAAUUCUGCAUUCCAACUCGAAUUAGAAAUCGUAUCAACACCACCUAUAGCAACUCUUACCUAAAAUUGCAUGCAUUCGUGGGAACAAAGCCGCAACCCUAUUGAAAUCAUUUUUGCUGUAUGUUCAUCAGAUGUGUAUAUUAUUUCAGUGUCUAUCUAAGUUGCAUAUAUGCUCCUUCUUCAGCAACGUUUGCCUGUGGAGCUUGCUUGCACUGGUAUUUGUUUUAUCCUCUCUUUCCAGAUUCUCUGGCCGGGGCUCCGGGAGUUCUUCCAAGUGGGUAGGAUUCCUCAUUCUUCUUCUUAGAACUGGCCAAGUCAUAAUGUAUAGAUUCUGAGAAAAUGUAAUUGGAACUUGGAAGGUGAUGCACCGAGGGAUACUAUGUUGUUUUUAAAUCUAUUAUUUGAUUGUAAUGUAGAGAUGAAGAGGCAGGAUGAUGAAAGUUGUGUGGUAGCA